Molecule: messenger RNA, 2265 nt
Organism: Zingiber officinale
Lineage: Eukaryota; Viridiplantae; Streptophyta; Magnoliopsida; Zingiberales; Zingiberaceae
Product: protein PIN-LIKES 6-like
Exons: 11
Coding region: 555-1916 (453 amino acids)
Biological process (GO): endoplasmic reticulum to cytosol auxin transport
Cellular component (GO): membrane
Source: RefSeq, a predicted model, not a curated record
CACAGUCAGUCGUCUCUGCGAUUUAGGAGCGCGAGGGAGUAGAGACGCCGGAGCGUUCUUGGAGGCUUUGUAUCUAAAGGAAAGGUCAGGAGACAACUUGAUUUUUCUUGACGGAGAACCGGUAAGAGCGAGAAGCUUUCUUCACUGUUCGGUUGAUUCUGGUUUAUUCUAGGAUGAUAAAGAGAGCAAGUAUUGAUCAAUAUUCGGUCUCGACGUUCUAGUUUAAUUAGGGUUUUGUACUUUUGUUUACUUCUGCACAUUUGGAUUGCAUCAGCAAUACAAGAUCUUGAUCUGAAUAGUAAAGUUGGAAUUUUUCUCCUGAUAUCAGCGUACCUUUUUUGGUUUCUUCGCCUGCAUUCUUCUUAUUUGUGGAAUAUUGUCGACCUUGUUGCCGCUUCCAUCUUGUAAUCUUCUCGAGUCUAUACGUGAGAAUUUGCGUGAUUCUUUCUCAUUUGAUUUUUUGCUGGGCUACUAGUUUUUGGGUCUUUGUGAAUGUAAGUUUCAUGAGUAUGUGUUAACCUUGUAUCUCGAAGUUAUCUUUUCUCCAUAUAUAUAUGUUUCCAACUAUUUACCUCAGAGGACAACCUGGUAAAAAUUUUGCUUGUGGAUUCUGUAGGCAUUAUCGUAAUUUAAACACUAUCAAUAUGGAGCGUUCUCUUUUGGAGAUUAUAAUCAACAAUCAGGCCGGAAGUGACGAAUCCAUCUUUGCUUUGAUGAAAUUUGCUGUUCUACCAAUAGCAAAAGUGUUUACCAUGUGCUUUAUGGGUGUGCUAAUGGCCUCCAAGUACGUCAACAUUCUUCCUGCAAAUGGACGAAAGCUUCUCAAUGGCCUUGUCUUUUCUCUUCUCCUUCCAUGCUUAAUUUUUUCUCAACUUGGGCGUGCAAUCACUUGGCAAAAGCUACUAGAGUGGUGGUUCAUUCCUUUUAAUAUAAUUCUAUCUACCAUAUUUGGAUCUCUUGUGGGUUUCAUUGUUGCUUCCAUUGUUCAGCCACCAUAUCCUUACUUCAAGUUCACCAUCAUUCACAUUGGAAUUGGAAACAUAGGGAAUAUACCUCUUGUUUUGAUUGCUGCUCUAUGUCAGGACAAAUCAAAUCCAUUUGGUGAUUCUGCCAAAUGUAGCCAAGAUGGAAAUGCAUACAUAUCAUUUGGCCAGUGGGUUGGUGCAAUAGUCUUGUAUACCUAUGUUUUUCAGAUGCUUGCACCGCCACCGGGUCAAACCUUUGAUGGGGCAGAAGAGGCAAAGCUUCCAACUAACCAUCCUUUGGAGAACUCUGAAACUGAGAAAGUUCCAUUGCUAACUUCAAGAGAGGCCGAAUCUACUGGACUUGAAUCUCCAAAACAAGGAAAAAUAAUUGUCACUCUAUGCUAUCUUGUGGAAAAGCUAAAGCUCAAGCAAGUUUUUCAGCCUCCCAUUAUUGCUUCAGCUCUGGCAAUUCUCAUUGGCACUAUACCAUUUUUGAAGAACUUCAUCCUGACUGAUGAUGCCCCGCUAUUCUUCUUCACCGACAGUUGUCUUAUUCUUGGCGAAGCAAUGAUACCGUGUAUUUUGCUUGCUUUGGGUGGAAAUCUCGUGGAGGGCCCUGGUGCAGGCAGUAAAAGACUGGGUUUACGAACAAUCGCCGCUAUCAUAUUCGGAAGAUUGGUUUUGGUUCCUUCUACAGGACUCGGCAUCAUCACUAUUGCAGACAAGCUUGGUCUUUUUCCCAAGGGUGACAAAAUGUUCAAAUUUGUUCUGCUGCUGCAGCACACAAUGCCCACGUCUGUCCUUUCUGGUGCAGUUGCUAGUUUAAGAGGCUGCGGGAAGGAAGCAGCUUCUAUUCUAUUUUGGGUUCACAUCUUCGCUGUCUUUUCCAUGGCUGGAUGGAUUGCUUUUUAUGUUCAUAUGCUUUUUGGAAAUCAGACAGUGUCCCUUUAAUGUGACUGAUGUAAAUAUUUGCUCGUCUGAGUGACUAUCAAUAACUCAUCAUCUGCAAAAAAAAAAAAACUGGUCUUCGAUGCCAUUGCCACUGUAUCAAAAAGCUUUCUUAGCUGUUUAUUCUUCUUCUUUAGCUGAUAGUCCCAUAGUCACUGGGAUCUCGCCGCCUCUGGCGAAGAGUCAGCCUGCCCCUCAUGAGAGUUUCAGAUCAAGCACCUGCUCGCCCAGUGACCAAUUCCAUUUUUCAGUUAUACUAUGAACAAAGUCUGUACAUCUGUGUCAGUCAACCAUUGUUAAUCUUUGUAACAAUUAAAUUAUUUUAGAUUAAGUUGGAACAAUUUCACUUUCA